AUGACAUUGAAGAAUAAUGUGACUGAGUUUAUUCUGCUUGGUUUGACCCAGGAUCCUGUUAAAAAGAAAAUAGCUUUUGUCACUUUCUUGUUUUUCUAUUUGGGAAUUUUGGUGGGAAACUUUCUGAUUAUAGCUACCAUCAAGAGCAGCAGAGCACUUGGGAGUCCCAUGUACUUCUUCCUCUUCUACUUAUCCGUAUCUGAUACCUGCUACACAACUUGCAUAACCCCCAGAAUGAUUGUGGAUACACUUCGGGAGAAUGCCACUAUCACUUUCAAUGAGUGCAUACUUCAAGUCUUUUCACUGCAUUUCUUUGGCUGCCUGGAAAUCUUCAUUCUAAUCAUCAUGGCUCUUGACCGCUAUGUGGCCAUCUGUAAGCCCCUGCAUUACAUGACCAUCAUGAAUCGACAAGUGUGUAAAGCAUUGGUGGUGGUGGCCUGGGUGGGCUCCUGUGUGCAUUCUCUAGCUCAGAUUUUUCUGGCCUUGAGCUUGCCUUUCUGUGGUCCUAAUGUGAUUGAUCACUAUGUAUGUGACUUACAGCCCUUAUUGAAUCUUGCCUGUGCUGACACCUAUACGGUCAAUGUACUCUUGGUGUCCAACAGUGGGGCCAUUUGUACAGUGAGUUUUGUCCUGCUGAUGUGCUCCUAUGUUGUCAUUUUAUAUUCCUUGAGAAAUCACAGUGGUGAGGCGAGGAAAAAGGCUCUGUCCACCUGCAUCUCCCAUAUCACGGUGGUUAUUUUCUUCUUUGGUCCAUGCAUUUUUAUAUACACACGACCUGCAAAAACUUACUCCAUGGAUAAGAUGGUAUCUGUAUUCUACCAAAUAGGAACCCCUUUGAUCAGCCCUCUGAUUUAUACACUGAGAAAUGCUGAAGUGCAAAAUGCCAUGAGGAAAUUAUGGAGCAAGAAAUUAGUCUCAGAUAACAAAAGAUGA
Sorex araneus (European shrew) is the source of this 933-nucleotide messenger RNA. RefSeq names its product olfactory receptor 4C11-like. NCBI's taxonomy places the organism in Eukaryota, Metazoa, Chordata, Mammalia, Eulipotyphla, Soricidae. The record is from RefSeq and is a predicted model, not a curated record. The transcript has a single exon. Gene Ontology annotation, cellular component: membrane. Gene Ontology annotation, molecular function: olfactory receptor activity; G protein-coupled receptor activity. Gene Ontology annotation, biological process: G protein-coupled receptor signaling pathway. The coding region runs from base 1 to 933 and encodes 310 amino acids.